This is a messenger RNA of Oldenlandia corymbosa var. corymbosa, 2252 nucleotides long. Lineage: Eukaryota; Viridiplantae; Streptophyta; Magnoliopsida; Gentianales; Rubiaceae. The record is from the annotation of a GenBank genome assembly.
GUAAGCUUUCCUGCAGGACGUUCACUUUAUAGCUGAUAUUUCACUGAAGUGCUUGAAGAACAAUUUCACAAUUCCCUCGUGCUGUAAUCUCGUCUCUGCAAGAGAAAAGUACGGUGCCAUGGCGCAAGCCAAAUCCCCGGAGGAAGAACAUCCAGUAAAGGCCUUUGGAUGGGCUGCUGUGGAUUCAUCUGGGAUUCUUUCCCCUUUCAAUUUCUCCAGAAGGGAAACAGGAGAACACGAUGUGAAAGUGAAGAUUUUGUUUUGUGGAAUCUGCCACUCGGAUCUUCAUCAGGCUAGAAAUGAAAGGGGCAUUACCAAGUACCCCAUUGUCCCGGGGUUAGAUUUUCUCCCUUUUUUCCCUGUGCCCAUACUACAUCUAUUUUGGAUGAUCAUGGAUAGAACUGAAACGAGUCCAGAACAAUAGUAUUGUUUUUGCUUUUAUAGAAAACAAAUUGGGACUUUCUUUAGUUAAUUCUGGUUUUUAUCUGAGUUCCCGUUAAUUGACUGCAAUUUUCAACUAAGGAUACCUAGCUGACUUUGUACUAGUUAGAUUCGCUAGAGACAUAUUUAUGGAUAGAUUUUCUGUAUGAUAGAACAGGUGUAUGAUCCUUUGCUGUUACAUCUUAAGAUUGUCGUGUGUGGAGUAGAUGAUAAGAUUUUCCUGAUGAAUAGAACAAGCUAUGUUUAUUUGCAUCGUAGUCUACGCUAAUGAAGCCUUAAGAGUAGCUCAGUUGCCUUGUGCAUUUCCGAUCACAUAGACCAAUGAUAUGGAUUCCUCACAAAGAUUUGGUUAAGUCUCAAACUUCCUGUUCUGUAGUUGUUUUGAAGGGUGACACGAUUUCCAUUAGUACGGGAAGAAAAUGAUAAUUUGGAUUCUAACAUCCAAAUGAUCCAUUUUGAUGAAUACUAUCAUUGGCAUUAGUACAUCAUUGUACUUAAAACGGGUUUCCUGCCUUUCUGUGCCUCCAGUUUCAAAUGGUGGGGCAAGUUGUGUUCUAGUAUUACCAAGUUGAUGAAGCAAAUAAUAUUAAUAUAAAUUUUGUUUGGCUGAUUUUGAAAUUUUGUUUGACGAACAGACAUGAGAUCACGGGUCUAGUAGCAGAGGUUGGGAGCAAGGUCACUAAAUUCAAAGUGGGUGACAAGAUUGGUGUUGGAGUGAUGGUUGGAUCAUGCACCUCAUGCGAGAGAUGUAACAGUAAUGAAGAGCAACAAUGUUCAAAGGGAUUCGUACCCACCUAUAAUGGUACUUACUUGGACGGAACACGUACAUAUGGAGGGUACUCUGACACCAUCGUUGUGAAUGAACGUUUCACUAUCCGCUGGCCAGAAAGUCUUCCACUGGAUUCUGGAGCUCCGUUACUCUGUGCCGGGAUUACAACUUACAGUCCCCUUAGGCAUUUUGGUCUUGACAAGCCAGGCAUGCAUAUUGGUGUUGUGGGGUUAGGUGGGCUCGGCCAUGUAGGCGUGAAAAUAGCAAAAGCAUUCGGGGCAAAAGUGACAGUGAUUAGUACAUCUGCUGCUAAGCGAGACGAAGCUAUUACAAAUCUCGGUGCUGACUCAUUCUUGCUCAGCAAUGAUCAAGAUCAAUUGCAGGCUGCUGCACAAACUAUGGAUGGUAUUAUAGAUACUGUAUCUGCAACUCAUCCUAUCUUACCAUUGAUUAGUCUAUUGAAGUAUGAUGGGAAGCUUGUCCUGCUUGGUGCCGUUAAAUCCCUUGAGUUGCCUGCUGCUGCAUUACUUAUAGGGAGGAAGAUGGUGUGUGGGAGUGGCAUUGGUGGGAUGAAAGAGACACAAGAGAUGAUUGAUUUUUGUGCUAAGAACAACAUAACAUCUGAUGUGGAAGUUGUUCCCAUGGAUUAUGUAAACACUGCCAUGGAUCGUCUCGCUAAGGCUGAUGUUAGAUACCGAUUUGUUAUUGAUGUUGGUAACACAUUGAAUGCUGCCUAAUCUCAGUUGUCUAAGAUGCAGUUUCUGGCUUUUCUUGAGUGUGAUUUUCUCAGCUCCUUUUCUCUGUUCUCCAGUUGGAUGAAACUGUUAUUUAUAUCUAGGCAUAUGAUCCGUAUACAUGGGGAAUCCAAUAAAGUACAGCUAUGAAUAAAUCAGCUGUCUCGUUUUUUUUUUUUCCUUCUUGAGCAUUGCCUUCGAGGCUGUAAAAGGAGCUUGUAUAUUGUAAAAUUACAUUUCGAUCAUGCUUGUCUCAUAGAAGUCCUAAUCAAUUUUCUGAAGUUCCAGUUGAAAAGUUUAACUUUGUG